Messenger RNA from Styela clava, 6171 nucleotides. Its product is annotated as 2-phosphoxylose phosphatase 1-like. Gene Ontology annotation, cellular component: Golgi apparatus. The record is from RefSeq and is a predicted model, not a curated record. NCBI's taxonomy places the organism in Eukaryota, Metazoa, Chordata, Ascidiacea, Stolidobranchia, Styelidae. Gene Ontology annotation, biological process: glycosaminoglycan biosynthetic process; dephosphorylation; chondroitin sulfate proteoglycan biosynthetic process. Gene Ontology annotation, molecular function: phosphatase activity.
GCAGAAAUAUGCUGUUGUUAUAGCGGUCAGUAUAAGCGCCUAAGGUUGCGGUUGUUGACUGAAGUGAGCUGUUUUCGUCGUUCUUGCCUGAAUUUGAAAGCAGGCUAACCCAUCGGUACUGCGAUACCAUUAUUGAGUUACAUAGCCUAGUUCAGUGAUUCUUUGUCGGAAUCUUGGUGUGUCGUAUUGUCGAGUUUUUGUGCCUCCGAAGCACAGAAGCACGUGUCGUCCUAAGGAGAUCCAGCAUCUGAAUAUGGGGAGGUGAGGGUGGAAGCAAAUUGUUGAAAGUUGUCCGGUUUCUGAUCUCUUGAAUGUAUACCGGGAUCAGAACUAUAAACAUGAAAAAGAUGAAAGGUAUAAUGACCCUCAUCUCCCUGGCACUGGCUGUGAGAUUGUUUUUGGGAUUUCUGAUCAGUAGAACAACGCUUGCUCAUGUAUCAGAUGAUGAAAAUAAUUUCCGAUCAUUGUUUGAACAUCGGAUGGAAAUGAUAUCAUUGCCAGAACAACGAAGCAUUGAGUAUUGCAACAAACCUGGUCAGAAAAUUGAAGGAAUGGAGGGAAAAUAUCCUGACUCGUCUAUGAAGUUGCUUGGGACAGUACUACUCAUUCGACAUGGAGAUCGGCUACCAAUCUCCCGUCCCCCUGCAUUCGAUGGUCAUCCUCCGCCUGGACGAAAACCAUGUUCCCUCGAUCCAUCUAUUUCUCCUACUAAUCGGAUGUUAGGUCAUUUUAUAAAUACUGUUAAAGGACAAACAGCAUUAUUAAAAAAAUCAAUGAAUCCAUAUCUACAAAAUUUUGAUCUCUUGCCCGAUACUUGUUCGGAUGUAUCUAUAACUCAAUCAGGAAUUACACAAAUGCUGGAGUUGGGUGAUUUUCUCAGGCAGAGAUAUGUGACGGAUAUUUCAAAUGUUCAUCAGGAUGUUGUUAUUUCCACCUCUCGAUUUGCGAGGACAUUUCAGAGUUUGCUAUCUUUUCUGUAUGGAUUUUUACCUGAGAGAUUCAAUGAAUUUGUAAUGGGGAAGAUCAGUACAUCGAGCUCUAUAUAUUUUUGCGACAGUGACUUGUCAUCAACUCCAUCUUUUAUGACACACUGUAAUUGUGCUAAAGCAAAAACCAUUGCACAAUUACGAGCUUCUUUCAGAUACUGGGAUCCACACAAUCCCCACAUAUCUCAUCUACAUGACUUAUUGAAAAUUGACGAAAGAAAUUCUCUGAAAAAGCGUUCUUUCGAGAGUGAGAAAAAAAUUGGUCCAACACCACUGUCUGUUGCUUCACCAAGCAGGAUUUGGGAUUGGCUAGUCUCAGAAUAUUAUUGCCAUGGGCGGCCACUUCCUUGCUUACCUAAUGAAUCCAUACCAUCACAAACCAACUGCCUUAAUUCAACUACUAUAAAAGAAUUAAUCCACCUUGUUGAUAAGAAUCAUCUCCGUAUGAUCAACGAUUUUCAAUAUAUAAAGGCCACAAGUCUUGCCAUGUACCCGUUCUUAAGUUCAAUCAACAAAAAAUUUCACGAUUUAGUGAAGAAAUACAACUAUCACUGUGCUUCAGAAGAUACCUCUGCUACUGAUAAUAAUCCGUUUGUUUGGAUUCUUUCUGGCCAUGACAUAACCAUUGGUCCAUUGUUUGUUGCUUUGGAUAUACCAUUAUUGAAGAAAGCACCUUAUGCUUCAAGAGUUGCUUUCGAGCUUUGGGUAAGUUGUGACAAGUCUGAUAACAAUUGCUGUUAUUCGCAUGAAAUCAAGCCAUAUGUUCGAAUAUUACUUAACGGUAAAGAUGUCACUGAUAACAUAGGUCACUGUGGAGCAAAAACUAACUGGGAAUUUCCCGAUACACAAAGGACAAAACAGAAUAGACCAUGUCCCCUUUCAUAUUUUAAUGAAUUCAUCAACUAUAAUUUCCUAAAAAGAUUUAACAGCACAAAUUAUGAAGAUGCUUGUCAAAGUUGAUAUUGUAGUUUGGAACUAUAGAUUUCAAUGAAAUUUUUUGAUUCACUGUAUCCCUUUUUACUCGUAUGUUUUAGUCAUUUAAUCAUCAACACUUGCCACUUUCAAUUGACUUGUUCUGUAUCAAUAUUAGAUACAAAAUAGUAUGUGUUUACAUUAGGGAUGUCCAAAAAUCUGGUUAUACGUUGAAGUAAUGGCAAAAUGAAAUGUUUCCCAACACUUUUUCUGUGAAUUAUUGCAUCUGCAGUAGCAUUGCGAUUCGUAAAAGAUUCCGCAAAGUAAUAAGUGGCCUAUUAUCUAGUUUUAUUACACAUAGUAGGCCAGGUGAAAUAUAUAUGGAAUCAUAUCUGCCAAAGUGACAUUUCGGAAUACUUAUGGAUUUGGAUAUAAAAAUAUAAAAUAAUAUAAAUUAUUUCCUAAGUUAAAAAGUGACUGAUUUAUUGUGUAUCCUACCAAGAGUGGCUGUUAUAGCGUUACUAUUAUUAAAUCAAUCAAAUGUUUAUAAAUGAGAUUGUUUUACUAUGAAAUUACCUGAAAAAAGCUGUUUGUUGCUUAUUUAGAUCAAAGUGCCAUAAGUCCUUACUUCGAUAGAGAAUGAAUUAUUUAUCUUAAAUAUAGACUAUUUCUCAUAGUCCAUAUUCAUUUUAAGAUUUUAAUUUGAAUCUCUGUUCAUUUCUUUCCCCAUAUUAAUCACUCUCUUCACAGCUGGUCCAAUAAUUUGAAUAUUCUAAAUGGAAAUGAGAACAGCAUAUAUGCGUUUACAGUUCUGAAAAUUUUUAAUUCGUUUAAUGAUAAUUGGUGCUCGCGCUCGGGUACGAAUAUACGUUUUAUUAAUAAUGUCAGUCUGUCAACAUUGUAGGAAACAUUCUAUUUAGUAAAAAUAUUUGACUGUGUACUGAAAUAAUAGGAUAAUCAGUCUAGCUAGCCCUAAUAAAAUUCCUGUAAUUUUAUUGUGUAUAAUAUCUUAUAGGAGUAAAAUUAUUUUGAUAUUCAUAUUAUCAUCAUGGACUGAAAUUGUGUAGAUGUUUAUUUCGUAUUUGUAAAGUUCAAAUUCAGUGAGAUUUAUUGAUGUUGUCAAAAAAUGCCUUUUCUGAUGAAUAGCCCGAAGAUUAAUGAAAAUCACAUUCUUCGGAUAUUAUUAACUAUUUUUUCAGUGUUCAUUAUUGCAUAAAAAUAUUGCCAUUUCUUUAAUCAUCUGUUGCUGAAAUAACUCCUAAAUUUUGCCACUUUCAAUUCUCAUCGAAUAUUGCAAUAUUUGUCGUUUUGUCCAAUUUUUAUCAUUAUGGUAUUACUAAUAUUGUUAUAAAUUAAGUAUAGUAUACACAUAUAUUGCGCACUAGAUAGUUUCAUACAUCGUUUGGUUACUUUUUAUAUUGCACGACACCAGUAGACACCAGUUCUAAAUGUAGAUGUCACACUCACACAGAUCUUUUUUUAGGGAUUUUCAGGAUAUUUUUGUGAAAAUUAUAUUUAUUACCUUCAUAGCAUUAGUUACAUUGAUGUAACACCACUUUGUACAUUUUUGGUUGAAUCUGGCGAAUAAAUUUAGUUUUGUCUCAAACUAAACCAGGAAUUCAAAGAUGUUUCAGAUUUUGACAAUAUUGAGACUAAAAUUGUAUGUGGUGUGUAGUGUCUGGAUUUGACAGUAUUUAAAUUAAGUAUAGUUAUCAAUUUUGGAAAGAAUUGGUGUUUUUUAAAAGUAGCCUAGUUAACUGCUUGCUUCUUUCUGGAAAAUUUGUCACUUUUGUGACAGAAUCAUGAUUGUAUUCCUACACUAACCAUAUUAUAGAGAUAUUCCGAUACGGAUAGCCAUUCAAAUAUAGCCAUCUUUCACUAGUGUGCUUCAGUGGUUUUUCAAAUUUUGCUAUAAACACCCAUAGUUAUUCCAGAAAACCGUGUCGACUAAAAUAUUACCUUUUGUUUUGUUAAAUUGUUUUAAUGUAAUUAGGCAAGAAAAAAUAUGUAUAAUGCUGUUUUCACAUUAUAUCAGUGAGUUACCGAUCAUUAUGUGUUUGCGAUCCAGUGUUAUGCUUUGUUAAGUAGCAAAGUGCAAAUAAUUAUCCAGAUUUGCUAUGAGCUUCGAAGAAUAUUUUUAUUAUUCCAGGGAUUUGUUAUCAAAGUAUGUUUUACAUUUAUUAUUAAUUGAAUCAUCUUUAUUAAUGGUUGAUUCUUAGUUGUUCAAUAUUACCGGUAUACACAUACUAUUUCUUAUAUACCGGUAGGUCAUUUUCAGCGGUUCCCAACCGAGGGCCUGUGGCUGUGAAGGAGGAACAAAACAAACAAUAUUACGGUAAAUAAUGACGAGUUUGACCAUUUUUUUUUUCAAAUUUGUAAAGCUGAAUACACUUUUACCACAAAGUCAUUUGACUAUUAAAACAAAACCAUGAUAGUCAUUGAUAAGCUAUAUUAAUAUUUACUACCGACUAUGUUUUUACUGUUUAUGAAUUGUAUCAUCAAUGGAUUUUUAUAGAGUUUAAAUUUAACUAGCCAUGACUUCUGGGUUUUCAAUUUGUACAAACCAGUUUUCAUGUUUGCUUGAGCGAAAUUAAUGGUGUUAGGGUGUUGAAUUGUUAGAUGUUCUGAUUUAUUUCUGUUUCUUUGUUACGCCUGAUUUUAUUUUCAACAUCCAUAAUAUUUUUGCUUCUUCCAACAAGCCAACAUAAAUCGAUAACAUUUUCAGUAACAUAUAAAUUAAAAUUGCCACUCGGGAUUUAAUCAUUUUCAUAUUUGCAGCUUUUUAUUUUAUCAACUUUUACUUGGAAAAUCUUGCUGUUUUUUGAAUAGCAUUUCUAAGUUUUUUGUUUUGAUCAACAAGAUCUCUUUUUAUUCUUAAAAUGGUGAUUUAAAGCAGGGCUACUCGACAGGCGGACGUCGGGCAGAAUCCGGGCAUUGCGAGUAUUUGAUUUGGACCGCACCUAAUUCUUCAUUUUGGAUCAUUAGUCCCACUUUUGACGUUUCCUCCUAUAAAAUGAAUUUUAUAGUUUUGAAUAUUUAUGUAAAGAACUAUAACACUAUAAUAAACAAUCUUGCUUCGCUAAUAAUCAUUAGCUGGCCGAGGAAGUGCGUGUUUGAGGAUGCCGAAAUAUAAUUUCUGGAAAGACCUUACCCAAAUAAUUUUGAAGUUUUGUAUGCGGAACUUCGUUAAAAAUAGUUGAGUAGCCCUGAUUUAAAGAACUAAAUUUGAUUGUUUUAUAUGAUAAAUUAUGUGUCAACUUCUUGCCAUUCACCCCUAAGUUCAUCUUAGAUAAUGUAUUUUAAUAAAUUGAUACACAAAUGUAUUUUGCUUUUAUUAACAUACUUUAAGGAAUUUUCAGCAAGUUAAAUACCUGAAUAUGUUGUUUUUUUCUGACUGUAGGUUGAUACCUAGAUGUAUUGCAUUACAGUUACUACAGUAAAUGUAAUCAGAUUGGUCAGAUUUUGUGACUUCAAUAUAAUGAGGAAAAUAUGUCUUUUUUUUGCUUGCCAGUAGAUUGAUUCUCAGGAUUUCCUUAUCAGUGUGGCAUUUUGAAUUUGUAUCUUUUUCUUGUUUUCUAAAAAAUACAUAAUCACAACAUGCAAACAAUAUCACAUUUUUAACUUACUGCCUUGAUUCUACAUAACAAUAUCAAGUACCGGUACCUAAAGUAACCAUCUCAGAUCAACAUACCGUAAGAGAUGAGUAGGCCUAUGAGUAAAUUUCAGAAAAUAUUGCUCUUUACUUUUGGACUGUAAUGUCUGAUAAAAUAUCUACACAAACCAUUUGAAUAAUGAGACUGAUUUCUGGUUGGAAAAUAUUCUGACUUGCAGACUCCAGCUUGCAAAUAAUCUCGACUCUAACUAGAGCUGCAACUCCCGAAAAUCAAGUUUUAAUAACAAAGGUUUUUGGGCAAAUGCAAUUCUCCUGUUAUCAUAUGUUGGAUAAGUCAAUUCCAUUUCCACCCAUUUUAAAUUUGUGCCUUGAAAUCGAUUACCACUAUUAAAAGUCUGGAAUCCUGACUCUGAGAGAAUUCCGAAUUUUAGCAUGUACUAGGAAGAAAUUAGUGAUGGCCAGUGAAUUCUUCCAGAAAUUUCGUUUUAUUCUGGUAUUGUAAUUAUAUAAUGAUUAAAUAUUAGUGUGAUUUUAUGCAGAGAUUAUGGUUGUUUGAAUGCGGAUCAUGUUUUAUUAUUUUAUUUUCGAUGUUUAUUCAGUUUGAUUUGCUGUGUAUCUUCCAAUUGUAUCUAUUGUUGAGUUGAAAUAAAAUGAGAAGAA